Messenger RNA from Telopea speciosissima, 408 nucleotides. RefSeq names its product acyl carrier protein 2, mitochondrial. Bases 29 to 406 code for a protein of 125 amino acids. Lineage: Eukaryota; Viridiplantae; Streptophyta; Magnoliopsida; Proteales; Proteaceae. The record is from RefSeq and is a predicted model, not a curated record. Gene Ontology annotation, cellular component: mitochondrion. Gene Ontology annotation, biological process: fatty acid biosynthetic process. The transcript has 2 exons. Gene Ontology annotation, molecular function: acyl binding; acyl carrier activity.
GAACUGUAGGAGCUGAGCUUUGUUAUCCAUGGCGGCUAGAAAUGCUCUAUUGAAGUACCUAAGAGUGAAUGUUCAGGUUCGAAAUGCGACUCCGAUUACUUUUUCAGUCAAUAAUAUCCUUCGGCGCCACUUCUCUGAGGAGGUCAGAGGCUCUUUCCUCAACAAAUCGGAGGUCGCUGAUCGUGUUAUCAGCGUCGUAAAGAACUUUCAGAAGGUGGAUCCUUCGAAGGUUACACCAAGUGCCCAUUUUCAAAAUGAUCUUGGACUUGAUAGUUUGGACACUGUAGAGAUUGUUAUGGCUUUUGAAGAAGAGUUCGGUUUUGAGAUCCCUGACAAUGAAGCAGACAAGAUCAACUCUAUCAAUCUUGCUGUUGACUUCAUCGCCUCUCACCCCCAAGCAAAAUAGAA